Molecule: messenger RNA, 2180 nt
Organism: Patiria miniata (bat star)
Lineage: Eukaryota; Metazoa; Echinodermata; Asteroidea; Valvatida; Asterinidae
Product: alpha-1A adrenergic receptor-like
Exons: 2
Coding region: 328-1512 (394 amino acids)
Biological process (GO): G protein-coupled receptor signaling pathway
Cellular component (GO): membrane
Molecular function (GO): G protein-coupled receptor activity
Source: RefSeq, a predicted model, not a curated record
CCGAAGGAUCGAGAUGUGGUAGGCGCACAACCGACAAGUUUAUAAUCACUCAACGGGCCGGAAUGAAUUCAUUUCUACCCCCGUGCUGGUGUGCUCCACAGUGCUGAGUGCCGUGAAGAAGUGAGACACUUGAGUUGUGUUUACCAAGUCAGUAUCGUUCCUCCUAUCCACCAGCUGCCGACUGGAAAAGUGGAUCUGUUCCUAAAUCACUGCCUCCAUCGUCACAGAAACCUCCAGGUGGUUGCUGAAAUACAGGACGGUUGCUCUGAAUCACCGACAAUCAACGACGAACAGUCACUGUAGCAGCAUCCACUGAUCUCACCAUCAAUGAAUAUGUUCACAGUGACAAGCGAAAUGGCCACGACAAUGGUACCAGAAAACAUGACAUUCGUUAGCAACAUGUCGUCAGAUUUUCUGUCAUCUGAUUUCACGACAUCUGACGCACUUGACGCAACCAGUGUCAGUGUCAAUUCGAAUAUGACAACUACAGCAAUGAUGGAGACCACGACUCAAGGUGACGGUCGCAACUUUCGCUUUGAAGACCCCGUACAGCGGAUCAUCAUCGGCUGCGUCUACAGCCUCGUGGCAGUCGUUGGCUUCGCUGGGAACUUCAUGGUCAUCCUGGCUGUCAUUCUGUCAAGGAAACUCCAAACCCGCACCAAUGCUUUUGUCGUCAACUUGGCCGUGGCUGACUUGGUGACAUGCAGCACUGCUCCGUUCACAGCGUUGGCGCUGUUUAGCAUGAAUGGCUGGCCCUUACCGCUGAUCGUGUGCUCAGUGAUGGCUGGUCUGUUCUAUACCAGCCUGGCAUGCAGCAUCAUGAACCUUGCUCUGAUAGCCAUCAAUCGGUUCGUCCUCAUCACAAAAUCCUCUAAGACUUACAGAUCUGUCUACACUCCGAAGAAGAUUGCAGCUAUGCUGGUCUUCACGUGGGGGUACCCGGCUCUGGUGUGUAGUUUUCCCCUGUUUGGUAUCGGCAAGUGGGGCUACUCUGAGAAGUACAAGACUUGCACACAAGACACUUCCCAUGAGACUAGCGAUCUCUUCAGUUUGCUCGGCUCUGCCCUCAUGUAUCCCAUCCCGUUGAUCAUCCUCUUCGUGUGUUACUUCAAGAUCUAUCGCCACAUCACCAACCACAUGAAGAAGUUGUCGGGUAAAGGUGUGGAGCUAGCCGAGACAUCAAACUCCUCCACCGCCAGCACCAAGCGACUCACCAGGAACCGACCGGCCAGCUUCAGUAAGCGACAGGUUGAAAUCACGAAGAACCUGUUCUACGUGGUCUGUGCCUUCGUUGCUUGCCUGGCUCCCUUCGCCAUCGCCCUCAUGAUACCACCCAGCGACCCGGUCAUUCCUUGGACUGGGAUGAUCAUCAUCUUCAACAGCGCUAUCAACCCGAUCAUUUACGGGGCCAAACACCCACACUUCAAGGAGGUGUUCCGUCACAUGUUGCGGUGCCGGUACCACAUGAUCCCUGAACCUUCUGGAUGCCUCCGUAAGAUUAGAUCUAGAUAAGAUGCUUCCCAGAUGCUAUUCACAGCAUCAGGAGUGUGAGAAUGAGACAAACAACUCCCCUAGAAAUGACUGUAGAGAAAUACAUUCUGCAGAUUAAAAAAACUAUUAUGCAAGCAACUGACAUGUUUCUGAAGAUUUUUUUUCUGUCGGUUUCAUGAAACCAUAAAAUAUUCCACAUGAGUAGAGGGUUUACUGGGGGUUGUUUAACCAUACAAUUCUCUGACGAAUUAAAUAUUAAUGAUGUAGCAUGUACGUCUCGUCGAAAAAAAAUAUGCCUAUAAUAUUGACAUUAUUAUGCAGAUAACUUUUUGAAGUGAAAUUGAAAAAAAGCCAUAUGUUUGUAUGCCGAAGCCUAAAAGUGUAGAAUAACAAGUGUCAUCUGAUGAACCAAUUAAUUAACACAUGUACAGGUAUCAUCUUGACUAUUUCAUAUAUCAAUGUACAAUUACUUCAGUGAAUCUAUUACACAUGAUUGUAUUAAGAAUGUAAUUUCCAUCUUUUACCUGCAUGCUUUCCUGCACGUGUAUUUGUUAAGACGAACUUUUAGGUCACAUAUGUAAAACUCUUGAGAGUAUACGCUUGUAAAUGCAAUUUUUUUAAUAGAAAGUUAAAGGACUUAACAUCAUGUUAAAGGACUUAACAUCAAUAUACAUGUACAGCGUACAAAA